UUGUGCUAGCUAACCCAUCUGGGUGAAGAAAGCCACCAAUAACAUGGGUCUGUGACACCAAAUGCUGAACUAUGUCGCUUUUACGCUUUUGUUUGCUGUCUCCAAAUGUUAAAGUGGAGCCCGUUGUUGGUUUAAAAUAGCUCAGAGUGGCAUGGAUUAGCCUUUAAAGCUGAAGCUAAAGUGCUGCGGAGUGUAGAAACACAGUGUUAGCUAGCUAUCUGUUUACUUAGCCGGCGGUAGUUUGUAUUAUUUGGUUGAUUAACCCAACAUUAAUCAGGGUGUGCUUAUAAAUGUGUUUUAAGUAGAUCGUAGCAUUUGUGCUGUCAACCAAAGACAGCGGGAUUAAAUAGAAAAAAGGGGCUGUGUAGCUGACAGUAAAACAGGCGACUGAACAAUCCUGCAAUAAGUUAGCAAAACACUUCUUGACCCACUCAGUUGAACCAUACAGCGUUAAGCCAAAGCGCUAAUCUGAUAAUGGCAGAGGACACCCGACAGGACAAGAGAGCCAGCUUCUCUGCCAUAACCGAGCACAACACCAACGGGAUGGCCAGGACAUCCUCCGCCGUGGCCUCAGGAAAAAGUGGAGCUUCAAAGAAAUUAGUCAUCAAAAAUUUCAAAGACCGGCCAAAACUAGCGGAGAACUACACUGAGGACACGUGGCUGAAACUACGAGAUGCAGUGGGUGCCAUCCAGAACAGCACGUCAAUCAAGUACAAUCUGGAAGAGCUCUAUCAGGCGGUGGAGAACCUGUGUUCAUAUAAAGUCUCCCCCACGCUGUACAAGCAGCUGCGGCAGGUCUGUGAGGAUCACGUGCAGGCCCAGAUCCACCAGUUUAGAGAAGAGUCUUUGGACAACCUUUCCUUCCUGAAGCGGAUGAAUCGCUGCUGGCAGGAUCACUGCAGACAAACUAUAAUGAUCCGAAGUAUCUUUCUCUUCCUGGAUCGUACAUAUGUGCUUCAGAACUCUCUUCUUCCCUCCAUCUGGGACACUGGGUUGGAGCUGUUCCGCACCCACAUUGUGAGCAACAGUGCAGUUCAGAAGCGCACAGUAGAUGGCAUUUUGGAGCAGAUUGAGCUUGAGCGCAACGGAGAGACAAUAGACCGCAGUCUGCUCAGGAGUCUGCUGGGAAUGCUGUCAGACCUGCAGGUUUAUAAAGAUUCCUUUGAGGAGAGAUUUUUGAUUGAGACCAAUCGCUUGUACGCAGCAGAGGGACAGCGGCUGAUGCAGGAGAGAGAUGUGCCUGAGUACCUGCACCAUGUGGCUCGUCGGCUGGAGGAGGAGAACGAUCGUAUCGUGAGCUACCUCGACCAGAGCACUCAGAAACCUCUUAUUAGCUGUGUUGAGAAACAGCUUUUAGGAGAACAUAUGACAGCAAUACUACAAAAGGGUCUGAGCAUCCUGCUGGAUGAGAACCGUGUUACUGAGCUGGCCCUCCUUUACCAGCUCUUCAGUAAAGUGAAGGGAGGACUUCCCACACUGCUGCAGUUCUGGAGGGAUUACAUCAAGUCCUUUGGUGGAGAGAUUGUAUGCACACCAGAAAAAGACAAGGACAUGGUGCAGGAGCUUCUGGACUUCAAGGACAAGAUGGACAACGUGGCGCAGACCUGCUUCACACGGAACGAGGCAUUCAUCAACGCCAUGAAAGAGGCCUUUGAGACGUUCAUCAACAAGAGGCCCAACAAACCUGCCGAACUUAUCGCUAAAUAUGUGGAUUCUAAGUUGCGAGCCGGGAACAAGGAGGCCACAGAAGAGGAGCUGGAGAGAAUUUUAGAUAAGAUAAUGAUAAUCUUCCGUUUCAUACACGGAAAAGAUGUGUUUGAAGCCUUCUACAAGAAGGACUUGGCUAAGCGUCUGCUGGUCGGCAAGAGUGCUUCUGUCGAUGCUGAAAAGUCGAUGCUCUCCAAGCUCAAACAUGAGUGUGGAGCAGCAUUUACCAGUAAAUUGGAGGGGAUGUUCAAGGACAUGGAACUGUCCAAAGACAUCAUGAUCCAGUUCAAACAGUACAUGCAGAACCAGAGUGAGCCCAGCAACAUAGAACUUACUGUCAACAUCCUCACUAUGGGCUACUGGCCUUCAUACACACCUAUGGAGGUUCACUUGCCCUUGGAGAUGGUGAAACUCCAGGAGGUGUUCAAGCUGUUCUACCUGGGGAAGCACAGCGGGAGGAAGCUGCAGUGGCAGCCCACGCUGGGCCACGCUGUGCUGAAGGCAGAGUUCAAAGAGGGUAAGAAGGAGCUGCAGGUCUCUCUGUUCCAGACUCUGGUGCUGCUGAUGUUUACUGAGGGAGAGGACUUCAGCAUGGAGGAGAUUCGCACCGCCACAGGCAUAGAGGAGGGGGAGCUCAGGCGUACGCUGCAGUCCCUGGCCUGUGGGAAAGCACGCGUCCUCAACAAGAAUCCUCGAGGGAAAGACGUGGAGGAUGGAGACCGCUUCAAUUUCAACAAUGAUUUCAAACACAAACUGUUCCGCAUCAAGAUCAACCAGAUCCAGAUGAAGGAAACGGUCGAGGAGCAGGUAAGCACCACAGAGCGCGUGUUUCAGGACAGGCAGUAUCAGAUUGAUGCAGCUGUGGUGCGCAUCAUGAAGAUGAGGAAGACCCUCAGUCACAACCUGCUCGUAUCGGAGCUCUACAACCAGCUGAAGUUCCCUGUCAAGCCGGGUGAUCUGAAGAAGAGGAUCGAGUCACUAAUAGACAGAGACUACAUGGAGCGGGACAAGGAGACCCCGAACCAGUACCACUAUGUUGCCUGAGGGGGUGCCACUGUCGCUGCCAUGCUUUUUUUCACAGCAAGCAUACAGCUGGCCCCCAAAAACAACAUUGCAGCCCUUCAGCCACCCGACUCUCCUCUGGUGCCCAUCUUUCCCUUCAUCCACAAUCCUGGGCGCGGCGUCCAGAUGACAUAGAGAGCUCCAGAGAGGCGAGAGACUCGGCUGUUACUCCUCCCCCAGUCUGAGUUAUGUUUAGUGGGAGCGCAGCUGGUCUGAGAUGGGGCUGGAGGAGCGGUCCGGGUUGUUGAUGGUUGAUUUAUGUGACUUACAAAUCUGCUAAUGCAAAACUCAACUGAAAAUAACUAGCACUUUCCUCUUGUUUUUUUCGUUUUGUUCCCCCCCCCCCUCCCCUCGGGAUUGGGAUUGUUUUGGGGUUGGUUUUUUUUCUUUUUUUUCUCCAUCACGUUGUUCGAAAAUCACUUAUUUUCUAUUAUAGUUGGUUUGGUGUUGAGUUUUAAGUUGUUUUUUUUGUUUUCCUUUUUGUUCUCCUUUUAUGAAUGGCUGCAUAAACUGCUGAGUGUUAACCUGAUUGGUCGGUUGCUUGAUUUGGCAGAGAAACAGCUAAACGAAGGGCAAGGACAAGAAGAGCGAGAGAAGAGACUUGAGAAGGGAUGAAGUGGGUCAGAGGGAAGGGUUCACAUUGUUUGGAUCACAGAGAUGAGGCGAGCCACUUGCGUAUUUCUUUGGGUAUCUUAUAUGUUUUGACCAAAAUGUCCAAAUGUCUAAUGUCAUGUGCUGAAGUUUUUGUAGAUCAGAUUGUAUUCUAUGUAAGAGUGAGAAAAGUGAACCUGAAUAAAUGGAUAUUUAAU
This is a messenger RNA of Scomber scombrus (Atlantic mackerel), 3578 nucleotides long. RefSeq names its product cullin 4A (gene cul4a). NCBI's taxonomy places the organism in Eukaryota, Metazoa, Chordata, Actinopteri, Scombriformes, Scombridae. The transcript is spliced from 20 exons. The coding region runs from base 475 to 2751 and encodes 758 amino acids. Gene Ontology annotation, biological process: ubiquitin-dependent protein catabolic process; protein ubiquitination; DNA damage response. Gene Ontology annotation, cellular component: Cul4A-RING E3 ubiquitin ligase complex. Gene Ontology annotation, molecular function: ubiquitin protein ligase binding. The record is from RefSeq and is a predicted model, not a curated record.